Messenger RNA from Danio rerio (zebrafish), 1824 nucleotides. The record is from RefSeq and is a predicted model, not a curated record. Lineage: Eukaryota; Metazoa; Chordata; Actinopteri; Cypriniformes; Danionidae.
GUUAAGAGAGAGCCUUUAUUUUGCACGGCUCCAGCCUGAUGAUUUAGAUCUCUUUUUUUGCUGACCAACAUCAAACCUCAAAACAAAAACCUUUUUAAAGCACAGGAUUGGUUGCAAUAUGAAGAGUCGUGCUGUUUUAUUAUCUAUUUGUCAAACCCUCAGCUGUAGUUCCCUUUUUUUUUUAUUGUUCAUUUUUCAAAGGAUGGUUUGGGUGGGUGUGGGAUUUCUGACCUGAAAUUGUGCCCCAGUCUGCUCCUGAGCACACACACACACACACACGCGCGCUCCGCUGGGACAGAAACUCACUCUGUUACUCUGGGAACUUUAUAACCGUGUCUCAUGCUGCUCUGAAGACUCUAUAUCCCUCAGGAGGACAUACACAAACAGAAGUCUUUGUUGCACGGACACAAUGGUGAGGAUUUCCACACACACGGUCCUGCUGGUCCUCAUCUUCGCCUUUCUGGUGUGUGAGAUUGUGGUGGGCCAAAUCUGCAGAUCUCUCCUGAUCGCGGUGGACAGUUUCCACACGCUCUACGUCUUCAUAAACAUGGCUUUAUCUGCAUUAAAGCAUCAAACUAACGCUUCAUGCACGCCUGAAGCCUCCAGAGAAGUUCCCGAUCCUGUGUAUGAUGUCCGGAUGCGUCUCCAGCCGUUCUGCAUUCUGAUCUCAGCUCUAUUGCUGGCGUCUCAGUGCGUCUCCAUCAGCCUGGAGGUUCUCACUCAUCUCGUGCAGCCAGAAGCCAUUCAGCAUCCUCACUUGUGUAUUGUUGUUGGAGGAGUGAGCGUGUUGUUUAAUACACUCGUUUUGCUUUGGAGAAGGAGGGCGAUGGAUGAUGGGACGCAAAACAAAAUGCGUUCUGCAUCAGAACCCAAAGAAAGUGCUCUUCCGGACGGCGCACUGAUGUUCUGCAACCCUCAAACGUCCAGUGUUCUGGACCCGAAUCAAACCUCUCCAGACGGCUCUUCUUCAUGCCAAAACACCAACGUCACCGAGUCCAAACACACUCAAACAUCCCAAUCCAGUAUCGGAGAAGCUCCUCAGAAAAUCCCUGAACCUAUAGAGAAACCUCCAGAAGAACAGAAACACACUGCACCUCAGUGUGUUUCCCAAGUCUCUAUCUUCAGAGAGCAUCAUCUGGGUCUCCUCAGUAUAGUCCAGGAUCUCCUGUGUUCAGUCCUGGUUCUGUCUAAUGGUCUGGUUCUGCUGCUGUCCCGAGCUCACUGUCACCGGCCUCACUCAGACUGUCACCUGCUGGUUUACCUGGAUGCUGUUUUCUCCACGGUUUGUGUGGUAUUUUUACUUUCCGCCGCCCUGCCGAGGUUACACAGAUACGGGCUGCUGGUUCUCCAGGCGGCGCCUCUGCAUCUUUCUGUCCGCCAGGUGCGACUCUGUCUCGGUCAAGUUCCCGGAGUAUUAUCGGUCCACGAACUUCACAUUUGGCAGCUCUCAGAUUCCCUCAUUAUCGCAUCUCUGCAUGUUCACUGUCCCGCCGGGAUGAGCGCAGCAGAGUGCGAGGAACUUAUAGCAAAUAUCAAAGCAGUGUUUUACUCUUUCGGCGUCAAUCAUUGCACGGUCCAACCUGAGUUUCUCACGCCGGAAAAGAGCGAGGCUGCGCCCGCGGAGGGUUCAGGACGACCCGGCUGCAGUCUGCGCUGUGGGCAGGAGUGUGUGGAGAAACUCUGUUGUGCCCCCCAGGUGGACGAGUCAACAAAGACAAUAAAUCCCACCUGCAUCCGUGAGGAGAAACCAUGUGAUAGAGAUGUGGUCAUUGAAAAUACAUCUGUGAUUCAAGACUGAUGGCAAUAAAAGAUUUAAUAUGUGCA